UUAUCAAUUUUUAAAGACAACUGGCUUUUCCCCCUUCCAGGAAUUGUAUUUUUCUACGAGUGUUGUGACUGAGCGCUCCCGUGUUAUAAAACGACACAAAAGGGAAUGUUUUUGACAUUGUUCAGUUGCUGGUUGUGAGGCAGUAACGCUUCAUCCACCCGAUCGGACAGCUAUUCUUCCUUUCCUGAGGGGGGAUCUGUUUUUCCUUCAUUUGAAGGGGUGGAGAAGGGGGACAUAGGUUAAGUGGAUGUCGCGACUGUGCGAUCUGUCCCGUUUUCAACGGGACCCGUGUUGCUGGUGAGCCGCCGCGGAUCUGUUGUGGGAGUGUCGCACGUACGCGAGGAUAGUUUGCCCUGGAUUUUUCAAUAAUUUGCGAGAUAAGGCUCCUGGACCUCCUCCUCGCCGUCGUUGUCGUCGACGCUGCUCUCCCUUCCUCAUCCUCCCGGUUUUUUCUUCAUCUCUUGCCUCCGUUAUUUUGUCGAACACCGCACGCGGGGUAGAAGCUCGCGCUCACCGCGGGAAGACUGAACGCCGCGCGCGAGGCCCCCUCGGCCCCUCCCCCACUCUCACUCUCUAACCCCCUUCAGAUCAUCUCCUCUUAUUUCUUCUUCUUAAUAUUUUUCCUCAAGAGGAGAAGGAUUGGGGGAUUAUUUCAUUUUUUUACCCGCUUUCUUCCCAUCGGUCACUCGAACCGAGUGAUAUAUAUUUAUUUUUUUAUUUUUCGCGUUUCUGAAGCCCAAACGAGGCCGGGCUGUGUAUAGUAAAGCCGUGGGGAUGACUUUAGAGUCGAUGAUGGCCUGCUGCCUGAGCGAAGAGGCCAAGGAGUCGAAACGAAUCAACGCCGAAAUCGAAAGGCAACUGCGUCGGGACAAACGCGACGCGAGACGGGAGUUGAAGCUGCUCCUGCUAGGCACGGGUGAGAGCGGCAAGAGUACAUUCAUCAAACAGAUGCGUAUCAUCCAUGGCACCGGAUACACAGACGAGGACAAACGCGGAUUCACCAAACUGGUGUACCAGAACAUCUUCACCUCCAUGCAGUCCAUGAUCCGUGCCACUGAGACUCUGAAAAUCGGCUUCAAGUAUGAGCAGAACAAGGCAAAUGCCAUGCUGGUGAAGGAUGUGGACAUUGAGAAAGUGUCGUCAUUCGAACAGCCCUACGUUAAUGCCAUUAAGAUGCUGUGGACAGAUCCAGGCAUUCAAGAAGCCUACGACAGACGCCGAGAGUACCAGCUGUCAGACUCCACCAAAUACUAUCUAUCUGAUCUGGAUCGUAUCGCCGAGCCCUCCUACCUUCCCACCCAGCAGGAUGUUCUGAGGGUUCGAAUCCCGACCACAGGGAUAAUUGAAUACCCAUUCGACCUUCAAAGCAUCAUUUUCAGGAUGGUUGAUGUAGGGGGUCAGAGGUCAGAGCGCAGGAAGUGGAUCCACUGUUUUGAGAAUGUGACGUCCAUCAUGUUCCUGGUGGCUCUGAGCGAGUACGAUCAGGUUCUGGUUGAAUCGGACAAUGAGAAUCGUAUGGAGGAGAGCAAGGCUCUGUUCAGGACGAUAAUCACAUAUCCCUGGUUCCAAAACUCUUCUGUCAUCCUCUUCCUCAACAAGAAGGAUCUGCUGGAGGAGAAGAUCACCUACUCCCACCUGGUCGACUAUUUCCCAGAAUUCGACGGGCCCCAAAGAGAUGCCCAGGCUGCACGAGAGUUCAUCCUGAAGAUGUUUGUGGAUCUGAACCCAGACAGUGACAAGAUCAUCUACUCUCAUUUCACUUGUGCCACUGACACGGAGAACAUCCGCUUUGUGUUCGCAGCGGUGAAAGACACCAUCCUGCAACUAAACCUGAAGGAAUACAACCUGGUGUGAUAUGUGACGAGUCCGACACACGAAUCAGUAUAGAACAGGCACCCACAGAGAGUGCGCACACCUACGUCCACACACCACACACACACAUGCAUCAUGCACACUUUCAGAAACACACGGUUCUUGUGAUUUCUCUUUCCCAGCUUCCAGAGUUUUCUCUUUCUGUCCAGCGGAAUAAUAACGGACAUGUCCUGCUCAUCGUUUGUUUUUUAUUUGUUUGCCAAAGUCUAUCCGCUCAUCCCUGGCAGCUCUCGUCAAAGGCCUCUUUCCCUUUUAUCAAAUUUGACCACCAAAAAAGAAAAGAAAUGGCUCGGAUUUGACAAAGGGCGUUAGACUCCUAUUAGCCACUUCAGCAUUCACAUAUUUCAUGGAGAUGUUGGAUUGACGGAGCUACGAUGAGAAUGACCUGUGAUACGCUGGCCUGAAAAAACUGGAAGUGACGUUCCUUGUCCUGUACUAUCACUUGCUCCAAUCACAUCAUCUGCUCUGAGCGUUUCUCUGGAAUUCCGCCUGGAUGAAUGGAAAAUUUUGUUUUUCACAGCCCUGCAAAAAGACCAAAAGAAUUAAUAAAUCACAACAUAUUUACAUACUUGUACAUGGACACAUGGACCAGUGCUGUGGUGCCGGAAGUUCCGAAACGGAUUCUGGAGGAUUCUAGAAUCCAGAGUUCCAGCGGGUUCCACUGAUGGUGUGGAGAACCUUUCACUCGCAGAGUCUUCAACUCACAUCUAGGAAUGUAAAGCAUCGCAAAUGCAAAAAAAAAAAAAAAUCCCAAAAAAUUAUAAAGAAUGAAAAUAUUGUAAGAAUGCCUAUGUAAGCAAAACGAUACAAAGCACGCAAGGGAGAGAUGAAACUAAUUAAAUCUGUGUAUAUUGCUGAGAUGAUCAUUUUAAAAACUUUUUAACGAAAAGUAACUAUAGCUACUUCUACUGCUACCGAAUUAUAGUAAAUUAUAACGGCAGUCGAAUUAAUGAUGGGUAAGGGACGUUAAGGAUUUUUAAAUGUGUGCAAAACGGGAUUAUACAUUUAUGAUUGGUAUUGUUCUGCAGAUUUCCACAUUUAACGUUGAAAAUGAUUGCAUUGCUUCCUUUCCCCACAGUUGUUAUGUUUUAUCCUUCUUCCGGUUUCGUUUAAUUUCACAAUCUAAAAAGUAGUUUUGGAGUGGGCAGUUAUCUUUUUCCGCUCAUGAACAGAUACUUUAUUAAUUCAAAAUCCAGGCUGCAGACUUGCGGGUAUCGUCGUCAUCUAGCGGCACGGAAGCACACAAUCCAUUUUUUUUUAUUUUUUUUUUUAUAGUCAUAAUCCAACUUUUUCCGAUCGACAAUUUCAAGAAUUUUGCGCGAGUUCAAGGAGGAUUGCGGGAGGACGAGGUUGGGGAUACAGGAAAGCAUUUAUGCGCUGAAGUUAAUUGAUUGUGUAUAUUUAUAUUUGUAAAUACUUAUACACAUUAUUGCUUAUGUACAAAACGUCUGUGGUACACUAUCUUUGGCAAAAAAAAAAAGAAGAAAUCACUUUUAGUAAUUCUGUACGGUUCUUUUGGUUUUCUUAUGAAUUACAAUAUUAUUGAUACUGUGAUUCUUCGUUUUAAUACUAGAUUUUUUUUUUUUUUUUGUCUCUAUCAAUACGUAAAAUGAUAUACACAUAGCUGUACCUGACGGUAAUGUGUGGAGGAUGAACGUAAUGAGCAAUAGUCUAGAGUAGGCUUGGGAAAGCGUUUGGAAACAUCAGAGAUGGAUAAGAAAACAGUCUCCUCUAUGGUGUGAAUGUUAUAUAAGAUAAAAAUUUAAUUAUGAUUUUUAGGCAAAAGAAAAAAAAAUCAAUAAAGAACAUUUUAUUUAUAUAAUUUAUGGACCAGAUCUGAAGUUGUUGAUAAUUUGAAUGCUAUUGUUUCCACUUUUCCUAUUUGAAGCACUCCCAUGUUAUGAGACCGAAAUAGGAGACUCUAGUGUCUGUACUGCUGUAUAAGCCUACAAUGAUAACCCCCCCCCCCCAACGCAAUAUAUUGUACUAUAAAUAUUUUUCCCUAACCACAGUUUUCACAUUCCUACUGAUUUUUUUUUUUUUUUUGUUACAUUUCCAAAUUACGUUCAGGUGAAGUAUUUAAAAACGAACAUAGGAAAUGUACCAUAUGAAAAUAGACAGCUUUUUAUCUGUAAUAGAAGAUCUAUUUGGUCGAUGCUUGCAAGUAGUGACUUUCAAUUCUGAUUUCAAUUUGAUUUCUUUAUAAUUCACAGCUUGUUUCCUUCAUUGUGUAUGUGAUGCACAGAUAGGAACAAAAGUGUUUUACGGUUCUUUUACAGUCUAUUUUAUACAGGUGUUGUUUCAUUCAUUUUCAUCAAGGGCUACGAAAAACACGUCACAUGAAAACCAGAAACGAUUGGUCACAGCUCAGUGUGUGAUUUGGUAGCAGGAGAUCACAACGCAAUCACAAAUGCACCCAUUCCACCAAAUACUCAUGCAUUAUUCAUUAUUUUAUCACUUUUUCUGCCAUGCAUCCGAGUUCAUCAAUUGCCAUCGGACACUCUACUAGAGAAGCAAACUCCCAAACGAUUUCUUGAUGGAUGUAAAACCUGACGUGUUAUUUGUAAACUUAAUUCAGUGUUUCAGUGGGGUCUGGAAAUGCCACACCAUUUUGUAAAUCCUGCAGUGUUUUCUUCAAUGUUCGUAGUGAGUUAGAUUUGAGGAAACUGAUGAUACAAAGCAAACUGAGCACUAAAUCAUCUAAAAUGCAUUUCGCAUCUUACUCUAACGUGUUCAAAUGGACCUCAGUUUACUGCGACUGGUGAGUUUGUCUCUGCUCACUAGGAGAAUGUGUUGCUUUGUUGGAUCUGCAGUUGUCAAGUAGAAGGGGGUGUUAUUUGGCGCAGCUUGAUUUGUUCUCAUUGCACUUUUUUUUUUUCUUGCCACAAGGCAAACGCCUAGAGCAGCAGGCCGAUCAUUUGAGCUCCACAUAUCUAUAAAUGUGCUCAUCCCAGAAGUCUCGUAUUCAGCGUUCCCUCAAGAACCUCUACCUCUGUGAUCCGUGAGACGUUUUUCGGGCAUUUUAGGAUUGGUAGUCACGUGACAAGCACACUUCACCACAGUCAGUGAGGUUUGGAGGCCAAACAUUGUAUAUUUAUUGGAUAUUGCCAACCUUCAUGUAUUUUGUUCACCUUGUACGUUAAACACAAAUCAGCACAUUUCUCAGGCCAGAAAAAAAUCUUCCUUAAAUGUCAGGCGGUAGUGAUACAUUAAAAAUAACAUCUGUUCUGCUGCUGGGAAGAGAAUUGUAUGCCUGUGGCUUUGUUUCAGUGAAUAGACAUAUCAGUCAUGAAGGCUUUGGCUGUUCUGGGUAACAAUUUUGAUAUAAUUUAGUCUAGAAGAUACCAUAUAAUAAUGCAUAAAUGCUUGACCAAAGCAUUGCAAACAUGUCUUGUUGAUACAGUCCUCAGUACUCGAGAGGGCACUAGAGUUCCCUUCAAAUAUCUGUGCCAUUAAACCAGAUGUUAUUAUUCCUGAAAAGGAAAAUUGGCUUGUGGAAGUUGCUUUUGUGGCAGCUAAAUUCACUGUAUUUACUUUCCAGUUAUCCGGCUUGAAAAUGAAUAAUACGCAUUCCUAUCUUUCUCUAGUGUGCAUUAAAUAAGUCUCAGUCCAGGAGCAUAAAGUAAGGUCUCUUGCCUCUCGAGUUCUGUGUCUGCUGUAGUUCUCGUGAUGGUUGUGAUUCAGUUCAGCGACUCUUUGCUUUUGAUUGCUUGUGAAGACUCGCUCGGUAAGAUGCAAUGAACACAUAAGCUUGUCGACAUGGAGUCACAUUUCUACAGAUGACAGAGCGAGACUAUUAUGUUAUUUCCAUGUACGCAUGUUUACUGGUACGGUGAGGUGCAUCUGUGUGGUGGAUGGUCGAAAGGUUGACGUUUUGACCCAGUGAAAGAGUCAUUCAUUUGAUUUCUGCUUUUUAUCCCCUGUUCUUUCAUUGUAAUACAUUAUCUGAGAGCCGUUAUGUCCAGGACCACUAGAUCAUGUACAUUUUACUUGUUUUCUUUCUCAUUCUUUAUCUGCGUCUUUGUACCCUUUUAUUUUGUGAUUAUACCACCAAAUGUAAAUGUUGUAUAAUAUUGUGCGUGCCAAUCCCCUUCUCUGAGACUGACUCAUAACAAGUGCCAAUUGUUGUCCAAAUCACUCGCAGACCGUGAAAUCAGACACGGUCCCCUUUUAAAAAUGAGUACAACACUAAAGAAGAAAGUAAAUUAAUUACUUUGUAUUUAAGUUAGAAGAUAAACUGCUGUUUUUCCUCUUUUGUGUGUGUGUAAGGAAUUGUAAUGAUUAAAGCAUGUGCUCUUUGUCCAGCCGAGAGUUUUGGGCUCAGACAAGCAACAAAAUCUUUGAGACGAGGAAAUACAUUUUACCACAUUCUCGCCAUAUUUUAUUGUUGUUUUUAUUUGUAUUUGUUUCAUUUCAACCACUGUUGCCUGAACCUCAUUCAAACAUGGAAAUGAUUUUCAUAACCGCCUUCUAAAAAAACAAACAAAAAAAUUAUAAAGUAUCUGUUUUAAAUUUAAAUAAAUUUGUUCCUAUACUUGCU
Messenger RNA from Carassius gibelio (silver crucian carp), 6412 nucleotides. RefSeq names its product guanine nucleotide-binding protein G(q) subunit alpha. Gene Ontology annotation, cellular component: heterotrimeric G-protein complex. Gene Ontology annotation, biological process: adenylate cyclase-modulating G protein-coupled receptor signaling pathway; action potential; phospholipase C-activating dopamine receptor signaling pathway. The transcript is spliced from 7 exons. The record is from RefSeq and is a predicted model, not a curated record. NCBI's taxonomy places the organism in Eukaryota, Metazoa, Chordata, Actinopteri, Cypriniformes, Cyprinidae. The coding region runs from base 775 to 1854 and encodes 359 amino acids. Gene Ontology annotation, molecular function: G-protein beta/gamma-subunit complex binding; guanyl nucleotide binding; G protein-coupled receptor binding.